AUGAAAAGCCUGUUGCUUAUCGUGGUUCUUAGUCUCCUGGCUGUGGGUUAUGCCAGGGACCAGGAAGCAGAACUUGCAAUCCGAGGGGGCGAAAAAGGUAAUCAUACUAAGAAGGGGUCCGAGGGCUACUCCCACGGUGAAAUUUUGAUGGUUAAGUGUUCGGAAAUGGCACGAAAUAGUAACAAAACAUUUUUUUUUCGAUAACUAACAGUAAUGUAAGUUUUACACUUUUAGCUAUUUCAAUAUCCUGAGAGGAAGCUAAACAGCCCUAUUUUCACCUCGUCUCAUUCAAGGACUGAGCAAAUUUUAGACUUUUCAAGCUUCCUUGUCCCCGGUCGUUCUCUCUCCCUUCCGCGUAUCGCCUUUCUCGCGUGGGGUGAUUUUCACAUGCGCUCGCGUUUCGCUCGCUCAACUCUUCCUGAGGAAAAAUGAGGACUACUCGUAAUCUACUCGUGAUCACUUUUGGGGGAUAUUCGAGGUAAUAAGCCAUGCACUUCCUCCCGUAAGGAUCAGUUUACUGUUUUAAUUUCAAACUUUGGUCAGUGAAGAAAAAAAGAGAGACAUAAAAAGAUUGUGUUAAUUAGAAACUUUAAUCGCCGGGAAUGAAUUGCCAAAAUGUCUCUGAGUAAUCAAUAAUUAAAGAGCUUCCGUUAAGUGGAAGGGUUCUGUCUCCUGAAAGGGCUUUUUAAAAAACUCGAAUAAAAAAUCUUGAAGUAGGGAUAUAUAACGUACAACAAGCCAAUUCGCCCCGGCCGACUCCUUCCCCCCCGGCCCACUCCUCCCCCCCGGCCCACUCCUUCCCACCCGGCCAACUCCUUUUCCCCCGGCCCACUCCUUUCCCCCUGGCCCACUCCUUCCUACCCGGCCCACUCCUCCCCCCCGGCCCACUCCUUCCCCCCCGGCCCACUCCUUUCCCCACUCCUUUCCCACCCGGCCCACUCCUUCCCACCCGGCCAACUCCUUUUCCCCGGCCCCCUCCUUUCCCCUGGCCCCUCCUUCCUACCCGGCCCCUCCUCCCCCCCCUCCUUUCCCCCCCCGGCCCCUCCUUCCCCCGGCCCCUCCUUCCCCCCGGCCUACUCCUUCCCCGGCCCCCUCCUUUCCCCACUCCUUUCCCCCCCGGCCCACUCCUUCCCCCCCGGCCCACUCCUUCUCCCCCGGCCCCUCCAGUCAAACUGUACACGAAAGGGAUAAGAAAUCAAUUUAUAUUUUAACAGGCAACUCUUGUACGAGAAAAGGAGGCAUGUGCAUCAAAGGUAAAAAUAAACCCUGCCCAAACGGUUAUGAAGCAUGCGGAUACUCCUGUGGGAAAAGGAAGAAGUACAAGAAAAAAAGAUGCUGCUGCUUGAUACCUACGCCUACCCCGGAGCCAAGUGCGUAGUAAUAAUUAGUGUAAUAGUAGUAAUAAUUAACCUAAUAGUAGGUAGUAAUAAUUAGCCUAAUUUAAAUACUAUAUUAUAUUCGUAAUAAUUAGCCUGUGUAAUCAAAUAGUGACAAGUGGAAAUAGGAUGAAAUACACGCCCGUUUUGUCCAAAUUCUAAGACAUUUUAAGCCUUUACACCUAUUAAUAUCAUGGGUAACAAACUGAAGGCCUAAAUUUUUUUUCCUCUAUUCUCUAACUUUUUCGAAAAAAUACCUGUUAGAAUUCUCGAUGCGCUGUUUCGUGUUUUUAGGUUUUCGAAAGAGUCUUUUAAGGGACCUGACAUCUUCAUUCAUAACCGGUUUAAAACCUUGACGCCAUCUUGGCACUGAGACGUACUGAACGUCAUUGUAUUAUAGCAAUUUUGUACUCGGCUUCCGAUGUGAAAUUUUAUUUUCGUACCAAAAUUAAGGAAUAAUGCUUAUCAAGGUUCGUCGUUUUCCAAACCUUAUUUCAUUAGAAAGACUUACAAGGAAAAUUAUGUUUUGUAUCUCGCUUUAGCUUGUCCAGAGGGCUGGGUUGAAAACGGAAAUCAGUGCUACUUUAUACUCCACGAACAGAAGAAUACAUUUGAGGGAUUUUACCUAUGCAAGCAACUCGGAGCAACCCUGCCAAUCAUCAAAUCAGCCGAGCAGAACGCCUUUCUUUUGAGUCUGAUGGAGGGAAAAGGUAUUCCACGGCUUGGAAUGAUAGCACCUAAGGGCGACAACGUCUUUGAAUGGCUCGAUGGAACGGCAGUGGCCGAUACCUUCUCUGCAUGGAUUACCGGUGAGCCUAACCAUCCUGGAGAUGAGAACUGUGGGGUUAUGUACGUCAGCGGAAGUGACAAAGGAAAUUGGAAUAACGAUGGCUGUAAGGGAUCCUGGCAUAUUGUUUGCCAGAUGGAGAAAAAAUGAGUCUGGCCCAAAGCUGCCGUGAAUCUACUGAAAUUGUAGCCUUUAUAGGCUAGUCUCACAUGUAGAAUUAUAGUGGGCGAUCAAUACUCAGUGAGCCAAACCUAACAAAGAAAUAAAGGUGUUGGGAGAUAUUACUUGUUGUAGACCAUCAUUUGUUUGUAUUUUUGGAUAAUAAAUUUAAUUUAGC
Messenger RNA from Porites lobata, 2500 nucleotides. The record is from the annotation of a GenBank genome assembly. NCBI's taxonomy places the organism in Eukaryota, Metazoa, Cnidaria, Anthozoa, Scleractinia, Poritidae.